CAGCUGCCCCUUCACGCCGCCCGGGGGAGGAGGCGCAGCUGUCAGCUCCGCGGGGCCGCGCCGGUGGCGGCAGCGGCGGGAGGUGCUGGAGGAAGGCAGACAGGGCCAAGAGUAGCCCAGGAUGGCUGCAGCUUCAUAUGAUCAAUUGUUAAAGCAAGUUGAGGCAUUAAAGAUGGAGAACUCCAACCUUCGGCAAGAGCUAGAGGAUAACUCAAAUCACCUAACAAAACUGGAAACAGAGGCAUCUAAUAUGAAGGAGGUGCUGAAACAGCUGCAAGGAAGUAUUGAAGAUGAGGCAAUAGCGUCUUCUGGACAAAUUGACUUACUAGAACGACUUAAAGAACUUAACUUGGAAAGUACCAACUUCCCGGGAGUGAAGUUAAGGCCAAAGGUGUCCGUGCGUUCAUAUGGGAGCCGGGAAGGGUCUGUGUCAAGCCGCUCAGGAGAGUGCAGUCCUGUUCCCAUGGGAUCGUUUCCAAGAAGAGGAUUUAUGAAUGGAAGCAGAGAAAGCACUGGUUACUUAGAGGAGCUAGAAAAAGAGAGAUCUCUUUUGCUUGCGGAGCUUGAGAAGGAGGAGAAAGAAAAGGACUGGUAUUAUGCCCAGCUUCAGAACCUGACUAAAAGGAUUGAUAGUCUCCCCCUUACUGAAAAUUUCUCCUUGCAAACAGAUAUGACCAGAAGGCAGCUGGAGUAUGAGGCAAGGCAAAUCAGAGCUGCAAUGGAAGAACAACUAGGUACUUGUCAGGACAUGGAGAAGCGUGCACAGGCAAGGGUGGCGAGAAUUCAACAAAUAGAGAAGGACAUUCUCCGUAUACGACAGCUCCUGCAAUCACAAACAGCUGAAGCAAAGAGAACACCUCAGAGUAAGCAUGAUGCAGGUUCGCAUGAUGCAGAGAGGCAGAGUGAAGGUCAAGGAGCAGCAGAAAGCAACGUGGCAGCUAGCAGUGCUGGUCAGGGUUCUGCUGCUCGAAUGGACCAUGAGACAGCUGGUGUUAUGAGCUCUAGUAAUAAUUACUCUGUUCCUCGCAGACUGACAAGUCAUCUGGGUACCAAGGUGGAAAUGGUGUAUUCAUUGUUAUCAAUGCUUGGUACUCAUGAUAAAGAUGACAUGUCAAGAACAUUGCUAGCAAUGUCUAGCUCCCAAGACAGCUGCAUAGCCAUGCGUCAGUCUGGGUGUCUUCCUCUCCUCAUCCAGCUUUUACAUGGCAACGAUAAGGACUCUGUCUUGUUAGGAAACUCUCGUGGUAGUAAAGAGGCCCGUGCCAGAGCCAGUGCAGCACUGCAUAACAUCAUUCACUCCCAGCCUGAUGAUAAGCGAGGCAGGCGGGAAAUCCGUGUGCUUCACCUCUUGGAGCAGAUCCGUGCUUACUGUGAAACGUGUUGGGAAUGGCAGGAAGCACAUGAACAAGGCAUGGACCAAGACAAAAACCCAAUGCCUGCUGCAGUGGAUCAUCAGAUCUGUCCUGCAGUGUGUGUUUUGAUGAAGCUUUCAUUUGAUGAAGAACACAGGCACGCAAUGAAUGAGCUUGGAGGUUUGCAGGCCAUUGCCGAACUUCUGCAAGUGGACUGUGAAAUGUAUGGACUUACAAAUGAUCAUUAUAGUGUUACCUUAAGGAGGUAUGCUGGAAUGGCUCUGACAAACUUGACUUUCGGAGAUGUGGCAAACAAGGCUACAUUAUGUUCUAUGAAGGGCUGCAUGAGAGCUCUUGUAGCCCAACUGAAAUCUGAAAGUGAAGACCUACAGCAGGUCAUUGCAAGUGUGUUAAGGAACUUGUCCUGGCGGGCAGACGUAAACAGUAAAAAGACGCUAAGAGAAGUUGGAAGCGUAAAGGCAUUGAUGGAAUGUGCUUUAGAAGUUAAGAAGGAAUCCACUCUAAAAAGUGUUCUGAGUGCCUUAUGGAAUUUGUCAGCACACUGUACUGAGAACAAAGCUGAUAUAUGUGCAGUUGAUGGUGCUCUUGCAUUUCUAGUUGGCACACUGACAUACCGGAGCCAAACAAACACUUUAGCCAUCAUAGAAAGUGGAGGAGGAAUAUUAAGGAAUGUUUCUAGCUUAAUAGCUACUAAUGAGGACCAUAGGCAAAUCUUGCGAGAGAACAGCUGCUUGCAAACCUUGUUGCAACACUUGAAGUCACACAGUUUGACAAUAGUCAGUAAUGCAUGUGGGACUCUGUGGAAUCUUUCUGCACGAAAUGCAAAGGAUCAGGAGGCACUCUGGGACAUGGGAGCAGUCAGCAUGCUGAAAAACCUUAUUCAUUCAAAACACAAAAUGAUAGCCAUGGGUAGUGCUGCAGCUCUAAGAAACCUCAUGGCAAACAGGCCAGCAAAAUAUAAGGAUGCCAACAUUAUGUCUCCAGGGUCAAGCUUACCAUCUCUUCAUGUCAGAAAACAAAAGGCACUGGAAGCAGAAUUGGAUGCUCAGCAUUUAUCAGAGACUUUUGACAACAUUGAUAAUUUAAGCCCGAAAGCAUCUCACCGUAAUAAGCAGAGACAUAAGCAGAAUAUAUACAGUGAGUAUGUCUUGGACUCCGGUCGGCAGGAUGAUGGUGUAUGCAGAUCAGAGAGUUUUAAUGCUGGAAAUAUGACUGUACUUUCACCGUAUUUAAAUACUGCAGUAUUACCUGGCUCCUCUUCUUCCAGUAGAGGAAACACAGAAAAUUCUCGAUCUGAGAAAGACAGAAGUCUUGAUAGAGAUCGAGCAGUAGGUUUAAAUACCUAUCAUCCAGCUGCAGAGAAUACUGGGAACUCCUCUAAGAGAAUAGGAAUGCAGAUUGCCAAAGUCGUGGAAGAUGUUACAAGCGUGCAUGUUCCCCAAGAAGACAGAAGUUCUGGUUCCACUUCUGAGGUGCACUGUUUAACAGAAGACAGAAGUGCCCUGAGGAGAACAGCCACUGGCCAUACUCACACAAACACCUACUUUCCUAAAUCUGAGAAUUCGAACAGGACAUGUCCUGCGCCUUACGCAAAAAUGGAAUACAAGAGAGCUUCAAAUGAUAGCUUAAAUAGUGUCAGCAGCAGUGAUGGCUAUGGCAAAAGAGGCCAAAUGAAACCUUCCAUUGAAUCUUACUCCGAAGAUGAUGAAAGUAAAUUUUGUAGUUAUGGUCAAUACCCAGCUGACCUGGCACAUAAGAUUCAUAGUGCAAACCAUAUGGAUGACAAUGAUGGAGAGCUAGACACUCCUAUUAAUUAUAGUCUUAAGUACUCAGAUGAACAGUUGAAUUCUGGAAGGCAAAGUCCCUCUCAGAGUGAAAGAUGGGCAAGGCCUAAGCAUGUAGUAGAUGAUGAAAUGAAACAAAAUGAACAAAGGCAGUCAAGGAGCCAAAAUGCAGCCUACCCUGUGUUCACUGAAAGUGGAAAUGAUAAACACAUGAAAUAUCAGCCACCUUUUGGACAGCAAGAGUGUGUUUCUUCUUUUAGAUCAAGAGGGUCCAGUGGUUCAGAACAGAACAGAGUAGGCUCAGCUCUUGGAAUAAAUCAGAAAGUAAACCAGUCAUUGUGCCAGGUUGAUGAUUAUCAUGAUGAUAAGCCAACUAACUAUAGUGAACGCUACUCUGAGGAGGAACAACACGAAGAAGAAGAAAGACCAACUAAUUAUAGCAUGAAGUACAAUGAAGAGGAACAUCAUGCUGAUCAGCCUAUUGAUUAUAGUUUAAAAUACUCCACAGAAGUUCCUCCUUCUUCUCAGAAGCCAUCUUUUACUUUUCCAAAGCCUUCUGCAGUACAGAGCACUAAAACUGAACAUAUUUCCUCAACCAGUGGGAGCACACCAGCCCCUUCAGCUGGUUCAAAGAGACAGAAUCAGCUUCACCCAAACUCAGCACAGAGCAGAGGUGGUCAUGCGCAAAAGACUGCCUCCUGCAAAACUCCCUCUAUUAAUCAGGAAACUAUACAAACGUACUGUGUGGAAGAUACUCCAAUAUGUUUUUCAAGGUGUAGUUCUUUGUCAUCUUUGUCAUCAGCUGAAGAUGAAAUAGGGCGUGAUCAAUCUGCACGUGUGACAGAAUCUAAUAACACACUACAGAUAGCAGAACUAAAGGAAAACAGUGGGGCUUUGCCUACUGAAGGCGCAGCAAGUGAAAUCACAUCUACAACACAGCACAUCAGAACAAAAUCUAGUAGACUUCAGAAUUCUAGUUUGUCUCCUUCUGAUUCCUCCAGACAUAAAGCUGUGGAAUUUUCCUCAGGUGCCAAAUCUCCCUCCAAGAGUGGUGCGCAGACUCCUAAGAGCCCACCAGAACAUUACGUACAGGAAACACCCCUCAUGUUCAGCAGAUGUACUUCUGUAAGUUCCCUGGAUAGUUUUGAAAGCCGUUCAAUUGCUAGUUCAGUUCAAAGUGAACCUUGCAGUGGAAUGGUAAGUGGCAUUAUAAGUCCCAGUGACCUUCCAGACAGCCCUGGACAAACAAUGCCUCCCAGCAGAAGUAAAACACCACCCCCUGCUCAAGGAGUUCAAGCAAAAAGAGAUGUAGCUAAAGGUAAAGUACCUAGUGCAGAGAAGAGAGAGUCUGGCCCCAGGCAGGCAGCUGUAAAUGCAGCUGUUCAGAGAGUUCAGGUACUGCCAGAUGCUGAUACACUAUUACAUUUUGCCACAGAAAGCACACCAGAUGGAUUUUCUUGCUCUUCUAGCCUGAGUGCUCUGAGUCUUGAUGAACCAUUUAUACAGAAGGAUGUAGAGCUAAGAAUAAUGCCUCCGGUUCAUGAAAAUGAACACGGAAAUGAAGCAGAACCUGAACAGUCAGAUGAUGAAAAGAAUGACCAAGAGAAAAAAGCAGAGAAGCCUACUGAAGCAGAAAAAGACAUUCUGGAUGAUUCUGAUGAUGAUGAUGAUAUUGAAAUACUGGAAGCAUGUAUUAUUUCUGCAAUGCCAACAAAGUCUUCACGUAAAGCCAAAAAGCCUUCUCAACCACCUGCUCCAAAAAUACCUCCGCCUGUAGCCAGGAAGCCCAGCCAGUUGCCAGUUUACAAACUUCUGCCUUCACAAAGCAGAUUGCAAUCCCAAAAGCAUGUCAGUUUUACAUCAGCAGAUGAUAUGCCACGGGUAUAUUGUGUUGAGGGUACACCGAUAAAUUUUUCAACAGCUACAUCUCUGAGUGAUCUCACAAUAGAAUCGCCCCCAAGUGAGUUAGCCAAUGUAGAAAGUGUGGGUACAGGAGCACAGUCAGGGGAAUUUGAAAAGCGAGACACAAUUCCUACAGAAGGCAGAAGUACUGAUGAUGCUCAGAGAGCCAAAAGCUCAACUGUGACUCCCCCAGGUCUGGACGAUGACAAAACAGAAGAGGGUGAUAUUCUGGCUGAGUGCAUUAACUCAGCUAUGCCAAAAGGGAAAAGUCACAAACCAUUCAGGGUGAAGAAGAUAAUGGAUCAAAUUCAACAAGCAUCUUCAUCUCUAAAUAGUAAAAACCAACCAGAAGGUGAGAAAAAGAAGCCAACAUCACCAGUAAAGCCUGUUCCCCAAAAUAAUGAAUACAGAGCACGUAUAAGAAAAGCCACAGAGUCUAAAAGCAGUAUCAAUAAUGCAAGAAGCUACUCAGAGAACAGAGAUGCAAAGAAACAGAAUCUUAAAAAUAAUUCAAGAGAUUUUAAUGAAAAACUGCCAAACAAUGAAGAGCGUGUAAGAGGAACCUUUGCGUUUGAUUCCCCUCAUCACUACACACCUAUUGAGGGAACUCCUUACUGUUUUUCACGGAAUGAUUCCCUAAGUUCUUUAGAUUUCGACGACGAUGAUGUUGACCUUUCAAGGGAGAAAGCAGAAUUAAGGAAAGGAAAAGAGGCAAAGGACACAGAAGCUAAGGACAGCACUAAUCCUGAACAGUCUUCAAACCAGCAACCAAGUAACAGGACACAAGUUUGUCAGAAACAAUCAACAGGCAGAAGCCAGCCUAAAACUUUGUCUCAGUCAACUAAGGAUAUUCCAGACAGAGGAGCAGCACCUGAUGAGAAAAUGCAGAAUUUUGCUAUUGAAAACACACCUGUUUGUUUUUCUCGCAAUUCAUCUCUUAGUUCCCUAAGUGAUAUUGAUCAAGAAAACAAUAAUAACAAAGAAGGGGAACCUGCAAAACAUACUGAAGCUCCCGAUUCACAGGUGGAAUCAAACAGACCACAGACUUCUGGUUAUGCACCUAAAUCAUUUCAUGUAGAAGAUACUCCUGUAUGUUUCUCCAGAAACAGCUCUUUGAGUUCUCUUAGUAUUGACUCAGAAGAUGAUCUUUUGCAGGAAUGCAUUAGUUCUGCUAUGCCUAAAAACAAAAGGCCUUCAAGGAUAAAGAGUGAAAGUGAAAAAAAUAGUUCUAGAAAUACAGGUGGUAUAUUGGCAGAAGAUUUAACACUGGAUUUGAGAGAGAUCCAGAGGCCUGACUCAGAACAUGGUUUCUCCCCUGACUCAGAGAACUUUGAUUGGAAAGCUAUACAAGAAGGUGCAAAUUCUAUAGUUAGUAGCUUGCAUCAAGCUGCGGCUGCUGCGUCGCUGUCCAGACAAGCUUCAUCAGACUCUGAUUCUAUCCUUUCAUUAAAAUCUGGGAUUUCUUUAGGGUCACCAUUUCAUCUUACCCCAGACCAAGAAGAAAAACCUUUCACUAGUAAUAAAGGUCCAAGAAUUCUUAAGCCUGGAGAGAAGAGUACACUGGAGUCUAAAAAAGUAGAAUCUGAAAGCAGGGGAAUCAAAGGAGGGAAGAAAGUAUAUAAAAGUAUAAUUACAGGAAAAGCUCGCUCCAGUUCAGAAGUUUCAAGCCAGUUGAAGCAACCACAACAGACCAGCGUGCCUUCAAUUUCACGUGGUAGGACAAUGAUACAUAUUCCAGGAGUUCGAAAUAGUUCUUCAAGUACUAGUCCAGUUUCCAAAAAAGGCCCCCCACUCAAAAACACAAACUCCAAGAGUCCCAGUGAAGGCCAAAGUUUGACUAGUUCUCCAAGAGGAGCCAAGUCAUCAGUGAAACCUGAGCCAGCUCCUGUAACUAGGCAACCAUCAGGGUUGAACCAGAGUGGAUCAAGUAAAGGACCCUCUAGAUCAGGCUCUAGAGACUCUACUCCUUCUAGACCUCAACAGCAGCCAUUAAGUAGGCCUUUGCAGUCUCCUGGAAGAAACUCAAUUUCCCCAGGAAGAAAUGGUAUAAGUCCUCCCAACAAAUUGUCUCAGUUGCCAAGGACAUCCUCUCCCAGCACAGCUUCAACUAAAUCUUCAAGUUCUGGCAGAAUGUCAUAUACAUCACCAGGUAGGCAGAUGAGCCAGCAAAACCUUACAAAGCAAACAGCCUUACCUAAGAGUAGCAGUAGCAUUCCACGAAGUGAGUCUGCUUCAAAAGGGUUAAACCAAGCUCUCAGCAGUGGUGGAUCAAACAAAAAGACUGACCUAUCCAGAAUGUCAUCCACAAAAUCUAGUGGAAGUGAAUCUGAUAGAUCUGAGAGACCUGUCCUUGUUCGUCAGUCAACUUUUAUUAAAGAAGCUCCAAGCCCAACUCUAAGACGGAAAUUAGAAGAGUCAGCUUCAUUUGAAUCUCUGUCUCCUUCCAGGCCAGAUUCUCCCACAAGGUCUCAAUUACAGACCCCAGUUUUAAGUCCAUCUCUCCCUGAUAUGUCUUUAUCCACUCACGCAACUGCCCAGACUGGUGGUUGGCGAAAAUUACCCCCUAAUCUGAGCCCUUCUGUUGAAUAUGAUGGGAGACCAUCAAAACGUCAUGAUAUAGCUCGUUCCCAUUCUGAGAGUCCAUCUAGGUUGCUGAUCAAUAGAUCAGGAACAUGGAAGCGUGAGCACAGUAAGCAUUCCUCAUCGCUUCCUCGUGUAAGCACUUGGCGAAGAACUGGCAGUUCCUCCUCAAUUCUGUCAGCUUCUUCAGAAUCCAGUGAAAAGGCAAAAAGUGAAGAUGAAAAGCAACAUGGAAGUUCUCUUUCUGGACAGAAGCAAAGUAAAGAAAGCCAAGCACCAGCAAAAGGUACUUGGAGGAAAAUAAAAGAAAAUGAAAUUCCUCAGAUAAUGAGUGAUCCUCAACAUUCUUCCUCAGGUGCCACAAAUGGCUCUGAUUCCAAAACUCUCAUCUAUCAGAUGGCACCAGCUGUCUCUAAGACAGAGGAUGUGUGGGUAAGGAUAGAGGACUGCCCAAUUAACAAUCCUCGAUCUGGAAGGUCCCCAACUGGAAAUACUCCCCCUGUUAUUGACAGUGUUUCAGAGAAAGGGGCUGUGAAUGGUAAAGAUGCUAAAGAAAUUCAAGAGAAACAAACCACAGGGAAUGGAGGUGUUCCUGUUCGUACCACAGGUUUAGAAAACCGUCUGAACUCUUUCUUUCAGAUAGACAGUCCAGACAAGAAAGGCACUGAAACAAAGCCUCUGCAGAAUAAUCCUGUUCCUGCACCAGAAAAUAAUGAAAGUACUCUAAGUGAGCGUACACCAUUCAGUUCCAGUAGCUCAAGCAAACAUAGUUCCCCCAUUGGUGCUGUUGCUGCAAGAGUGACUCCCUUCAACUACAAUCCAAGCCGCAGGAAGAGCAGUGUAGACAAUAGUUCUGCUCGGCCAUCGCAGAUUCCAACACCAGUAAAUAACAGCACGAAGAAACGUGACUCCAAGUCUGAAAAUCCAGACUCCAGUGGAACUCAGAGUCCUAAACGUCACUCUGGCUCCUACCUGGUAACUUCUGUUUAAGUGCAACAACAAAUAAAUAAAACUGAUGUAUUAUAUACAGCAGCUACUCAGAAAAUUUUGUUUCAAAUGAAACUUUAAAACAUUGGGGAUUGAAUUUUUUUGUUGUUUUUAUUUGUUGUAAAUAGGUUUGAUUCUUGUUAGAGUGUCCUUGUUCUGGAAGCCAUAUUUGAUAGUAUACUUCAUCUUCACUGGUAAUACUUUGAAAGAAUACCUGAUUUACAGUCUGGAAUAAAAUUGCUAACACCAAGUAUAUUUGUAAAUUAUGUUUAACAUGUAUUUAAUUAGCAUCUCACCCCAUAAUCCUUUAAAUAUUGCUUGUUGUUGGAAUCAUGGAACACUGAAGAUAGAGGUUAUACAGUCACAUUGCUUUAUCAAUCAUUGCUAAAUUACAGACUGACUAAACUACAUCAGGGAAGAAUUGGUAUUAUUUAUGCAAAAAAGUACACUCAGUUUUAGUAUCUGUGAGUCCAUCUCUCCUAAUAAUCAGGUGGCUGUGAAAUUCACAGUAAUAUGGUUUCUGCUGAACAAGCUUUCCCAGCCUGCUUUUCUGCAUGAAUGGAACUGAUGGUUCAUUUUCUGAAGUAAUGAUUAACAUUUCUGUGGUCACAUAAUGUGCAUAGAUAGUUAUGGUGUAACAAUUUACACUUUUCUUUGUGCUCUGGAAAAAAAAAAAAAAAAAAAAAAAGCAAAACUGUGUAACUGUACAACCUUGAACAAAAUUAUUAUUAUUUUACCUGAAUUAGAUUUUAUCUUAAAGUAGGUAGAAUUUUUUUGCUAUGCUGUAACUUGUUGUAUAUUCUGGUAUUUGAGGUGCGAUGGCUGCUCUAUUAUUAAUGAGAUGUGGGGGAUGUCUCAACAGAGAUGAAAAAGAACAUUUCAGAAUAAAUUAUUACUAUAUGUAAACUGUGUGUGUUACUUCUGCAUUACAUAAAAAUACAGUAAUUUAUAUUCAGAUACCACUAUAUAAUGUGUUGUAUAAUGCACUUAAGGCCUGAUCCAGCAGAAUCUUGCACCUCCAAUAUUAGUUCUUAUCACUGAUAAAUGGCAAUUGUAGGAUGCUUAUAACAGUUGCAGGAUCAGGCCCUAGGUCUUCUGUAAUAUAUCUGUAAUUCAGACAGUUUCACACAUCUCAGGUCCAUAACAUGGCUAAAGGCAGGGUACUUCGGUAGCCGAGCACUAGAAUCGUUUUCAUGGUUGCAAGCCUGAAAUAAUAACUGUAUCGAUAAAAAUAAUUGUUGUAAAACAAAAGAUUUUUUUCAAUUGGGUGAAGUAAUGCAGAAUAUGAAAUGCUGACUACAAGAUGAAAUUCUAAUGCUACUUGAAAACUUUAUGCUUUUUUUUUUUAAUAUGUAUAUAUUAUGAAGGGGAGUAUGUUACAAGAAUCCUGUGGCAGCGAGAACUUUGUUAUAGUAGAAAAACAAUUUUUUUACACAAUCUAGGACAUUUGCUGCCUCAAACCUUCUUGGUGUGAAGAUGGUUUGUGCUAGAACAGUGUCCAAAAGACAGAUUUGUGCUUUAAAACUGUGAAAAGAAUAUCGUUUGUGAUGAGAAUUGGUUUAAAGCAGAAAGAACUGAAAGAACAGAACACUAACCAUUCUGUGCAUGAUUCAACAAACCAUGGAAUGGUAUGUCAGUCUUGUAGUAUCUGAACUGGUCUAUUGUAAAGUUAGCAUUCUUAGUAAUUGUUAUUCAGGAUUCAACACGGAUUUCAGGAAACCCCAAAAGAGAGCAAUUUACCUUUUUGGUUGCUUUAACACAGUUGCAGAGUAUAUCACAUCUGUGGCUUUUGUACUUCAUCUGAUACUGAAAUGAAUCAGUUUUUGUCUUGAAUUCACCAUAAGAUAUGCACUGUUUAUGAAUAGAAUUGAGGUGGAAUCAGCAGACAAGUCAGUUUAGGUAAAGUUAAAAGCCAGUGCCAAAAAUACCUGUUUGGCAGAAGUGGUAUCUUAUUUGCUCUUUCGUUGUUUGCUUCUUGUCAUUAGGGACGUAGCAUGUUUUUGUAUCACUUAGUGAAUCUGUUAACAGGCAGUGCCCUCACGUUAGCAUUUGAAGUAUUUUGCAUGUAUAUUUUCGCAAAACUUUUAGUAUGUGUAGUAGUGUCCUUUUAAAGAUGAAACAGAUCAUUUGUGUUCAAAGUCAGAACUUCCUAUUGGAUUAGAAUACAGAACUCUGUCCUGUAUCUUCUUAGAGAGAAGGUACAGGACCGCUUUUCUUACAAAUAAUGGGAUACUUUUUUUGUGCUGGGCUUUUGACUAGUAAUAUGAAGAUAUACUAUGUAAUCCAGGACAGUUUUUUAACACCAGCUUUUCAUCUAUGUCCUUUUUAUUUAAUAAUUUAAAGGUAAUCAAUAAAGAAAUCCUGACUGCAGUUUUGUAACUGAGGGAAUCAGAAGAUGAGGUGAAACAAUAAAUAAUUGUGUGUGGUAUCAAACACCAGAAUGUCUUUGAAAAUUGUAGUGGCUUCUCUAGUCUUGGAGGUACUUCAUGAUCAUUAUAAUUGGAAAGUUUUCCUUAAUAUACUCAAGUAACCUAUAUUUGUAGCAAAGACAGAUAAGAGAAACUUUCCAACUAUAAGGGUAGUGAUACACUAAAAUAUACUUCCCAUGGGAGUUGUUGAAUUUCCAUUAUAGAAGUUGUAAGAAAAGUUUUAUGAAACAUCUCAUAAGGAUGCAGUAUAGUAUAUUUCAAGUUGCCUGUGCACAGAGAUGGGCUUAGGUGAUCUUUUGAAAUACCUUCCAGAUCUGUUUCUGUGAUGCUUUAUCUAAAAUACUUAGGAUCCACUAAAAGCCUUUUAGAAUAUUUAAGGACAUGGUGAUAUAUGGAGUGAUGGGGAUACAAAGUUAUAUUCUAAGCUUAGCUAUAAAAACAGAUCCCAGAAAUAACAAAUGAAAAACAUCUGUAAUUAGUAUAUUUGGUCUUGAAUUUUCUUAAUGAUACCUAGAUUCAUGAUAGUCAGAUUUGAUUUAUGCUGCUAAAGAUUUAACGUUGUUCUUUCUCAUUUCUAUGAAGUUGCCACAGCAGGUAAGAGGACAUUAUAUCAAGGCAAAAGAAAGAAAAGCAGAGAGCUAAGGAAACUAAGAUGCAUUUUACUGUUCUUUUUGGAUGCACUACCUUUCUUUCUACAGGUUUUGGUAGAACUUCUUUGACUUAUGCUCAGACCUUUAGUUGUCUUUGAAUUAGGUUACCAUAUCCAAAACAUACCAAACUUGUACUAAAAAUCAGUUUAGACUGAAAAUACACUCAUAAAGCUUAUUCCAGACCAACUUAUAAGCUCUGUCCUCUUAAUGAAAAAAGCAGCAACAUGACCUUCCCAGAAACUGUAAUUAGUUCACUUCCUUAAGUGUACAUUCAUUUUAGUUUAAUUGCAGUGUGCCACAGUUAAGGUUAUUGCUCAAACUGUGAAAGCUCUUCUGACUAAAUAUUGCAAACUUUAAAGGGGAACCAGUCUACCUCUGUUUUUCAUGUGCGGUUCUUCAGAGUAUUUUCCCCUGAAAGCCUAAAGGCAAUACUCAAAACUUAAGAAUUGAAGGCCUUGCCAGGGUUUCCUGAUGAUUUUGAAAUACUGUUUCAAGGAGGAUUUGGUUGCAGAAUACGAGUAUAUUUUAUGCUAUAAACUUAAGUAAGCAACAGUAUUCUUUGACGUAGGCUAGUAUUUGAUAGUUCUAGGAAAAUAGUUGCUGUGUCUUAAGUAAAAGGUGAGGGAAAGAAAAGGGACAGUUUUGGAGAAUCUUUGCCAUAUUGUCCCAGGGAUGUACUUUCUUAUCUUCCAGUAAUUUGCACGAGAUACACAGGAGAGAACAUUUUAUCCACAAAUUAAUGUUUUAUUUUGAAAGUAUACCAGUAGAUCAUGAAACUGCAAAACUUUUGUUUUGAUAAUCUGACAACUGAAAUUUGAUUGUUGCUUUGGAGUCCUUGCUAACCAUCUGUGCCCCCAAACCCCGUAACAGAAAUUGAGAUUACCAGGAAGAGAAUGGUGUGUUAGCUUCUUCAUUCUUCUUAAAGACCCUAAUUAUUUGUAGAAUUGAAGAAGCAGCAUACACUGUUGAAGUUCUCCCUUCCAUGCUUCUGGCUGUGCAUCCUCUCUAUUGUCAGACCUUUCAGUGGUCAUCUGCUACUUAGCAGAACUGAUGGGGAAAGAAGGAUUAGUGCUGUAUCUUAGUAUGCUGAAUUUGCUCAGUGGAAGGUUGGAUAAGUGCCCGCUGAGCCAGCAGAAAAGCAAAUAAACAGCUAGGGCUGGUUGAAGGAAGUUUGGAUAGUUUCUUUGAUGGGCGGUCAGUGGGUUGGGUCAAGCCAUUACAGACUAUUUGAAGGUGAUGCGCCAAGUUUCAGACCUGUUCCUCAUCCUUUUUGAGACAGCAAAAGCAAGUUAAAAUUGGGGGUUUUGUACUCAGCUCUCUCUGAAGCUUCUGCCUACUGGCCCCUAGCAUUUUGCAUUUAAAUACAUUAUGUUCAGUUAAAUCCUUUAUCCCAGAAAUUAUAACUGACUUCACAAGUAUUACAUCCGUAUAGUUCGUGCCUUUGGAAAAGAAAUACAACUUAAUUGAAAAUACUGGAAGAAAAAUGUUUCUACCAUAUGUCAACUUCUACCUGACAAUUUUUAAAUGUAUAAUAUUAAAUUCAAUGCAGUAAAUCUUUCCAGUAAAAAAAGAUUUAUUGCAACUAGUUGCUUUCUGAAAGAGGCUUGAAGAGGGAGAGAAGUUCUCCCUUCCCUAAUGAAGAUAGUACUUUUUGUAGAGAUGAUCUGGAAAAUGUUUAGGUGGACUUCUACAAGCUUUUCUAGUCUCUUGUUACUAGAUGACUCCCAGACUGUCUUUUCUGAUCUAGCUUUCCUUAAAUAGUAUCAACAGGCACAAGAAUGAUGCUAAUAAUCACAUGCAGACUUCCACCUAAACAUACCUUUGUAUGUCUACUGUAAUGCCUUGCAAAGUCACAUCCACCUGUCUGACAGCUUUGUUCUUAAUGAGAUGUGUGAUUUGGAUGAAGCUGUGAAUUAGAAGUGUCAGUUUAAUAAGCAUGAUUUCCUCCACAUGCUUGAAACUUUGAGGCCCUUCUUAAUACCAAAUUACCCAAAUGUAUUCACUCUCUGGUUGCACAGCCAUCUCCUUUGCACUUUUACAUUUAAGCUGAAGAGAUGUCCACACUUCUUUUUUAAUUUCAAGUCACAUGUAGAAAUAUGAUAACUGCUUCAUAGUUAACUAUAUGCAGAAUAACACUGUAUUUGUAAAUGUAUUUCUAGAGGAUGUUAUGUAGUUAAGGUUGAGUUUUUAGUCGGAAUGGUAAAUUAACUGGUUAUGUGUUGUGCUUGGUUACAUAUUGGAAGUGCAGGGGACUUUGGUGUGGUGCAGAAGAGUUCAAGUGUUCUCAGCAGUAAUUAAUGUAGGUGUCAGUUUGUCAUGCCAAGAUGAAUAUAACGUAUGUAUUAAAUACGAAGGUCUUUUACUGUCAACUUCAGUUUACCAGAUGUGCUGUUUAUUUUAAAACUGGGUAAUGCCUCCCUAGCAUAGUUCUGCUAACUACCUUUCCUAGAUGAUUUCCACAUAGAUAUAUUUAUCCAUGUCAAUAUAUUUAUGAAUGUCUGCCACUUCAGGAUUUCAGGAAAUUACUGCAAUUUGGCUGCUUCUGAAAGCAUCCUUUGCUUGAGUGGCUGUAGGAUUGCAACUGUAGGAUAUCAGAAAGGUAUAGAGGGAGCUUGUUCACUCAGUAAAAUGCACUUCUGUCCAGACCUCAAGCCACAUAUACAAAUAGUCUGUCUAAUGCCCUACUUUUUUGUGGGAUUUAACAUGCAUCAAGCUUGUGCUGGUUCUCUACGAGUAAUUGAAUUGUCAUCCUCUAAAUGUCAGAUGCAUUUUCCCACUUGCAAAUGUUGUUUCUCUUGAAAAAACUCAGCCCACAUUUAUCUUUCCUUCAGUUUUGUUGUUUGCUUCUGCCUGAGCUGCAUUACUGUUUAUAUCCUAACUCUGUAAUUCUUCAACUAUUCUGAUGUAUUUUGUUUCACAUAUACUUACUCUGAAUUUAGUCUUGCUAUGCAUAAUUUAUUACUUGCAGUGUUAUAUAAAAUUUCCUUCUGAUUACA
Messenger RNA from Calypte anna (Anna's hummingbird), 14701 nucleotides. It is a transcript of the gene APC, whose product is annotated as APC regulator of WNT signaling pathway. The coding region runs from base 122 to 8629 and encodes 2835 amino acids. The record is from RefSeq and is a predicted model, not a curated record. Gene Ontology annotation, cellular component: beta-catenin destruction complex; cytoplasmic microtubule; catenin complex. The transcript has 16 exons. Lineage: Eukaryota; Metazoa; Chordata; Aves; Apodiformes; Trochilidae. Gene Ontology annotation, biological process: cell migration; negative regulation of canonical Wnt signaling pathway; nervous system development. Gene Ontology annotation, molecular function: microtubule binding; beta-catenin binding; gamma-catenin binding.